AGCUCCGUGUCUCACAGCCAGCCUCGGACUGACGUACGGAUCUCACAAAGCCCUCCCACACUCGAAAAAGCCAAGCCAGAAGCAACACCAAAAAGGAGAGAGAGAGAGAAGAGGGACUGAGAGUUUAAGAGAGAGAAAGAGAGUGGAGUGAGUUUCCUUAGAGAGAGAAAGAAAGAUGGGCCAGAUCGUGAAGAGGAAGAAGAAAGGGAGGCCAUCGAAGGCAGAUCUGGCGAGGCGACCGCUUUCUCCGUCACCGGCGCCGGAAUCAGAGAUCCGGCGGAGCAUAAGGCGGAGAAAUGUGCGGUACGACAUAGACUACUACGAGGAUUACUUUGACGAAGAGGACGAGGACGAGGAAGAAGAGAGGAGGAGAGAGAAGAAGCUUAAGCUGGUAUUGAAACUGAACCAGGGGAGCGAGUCAGCUGAGCCGGCUCGGAGCCGGUCUCGCUCGUCGGCGCGUGAAGGACACGCGUCGGACGAGGAGGAAGAAGAAGAGGAAGAGGAAGAGGAUAAGCCUUUGAAGAAGAGAAAAAUCAAUGGUGGUGAUGUUAGUGAAAGUGAAGAAGAUGAUAAUAAUAAUUAUGAUGAAGAGGCGAGGGGGAGAAAACUGCUGGCAAAAGGGCAGGACUCGGCUCCAGGGACGCCGGUGAAUCAAUCAGUCGAGAUUCCGUUGCCUGACAAGAAGUCAUUGGAGUUGAUUCUGGACAAAUUGCAGAAGAAGGAUACAUAUGGUGUGUAUGCAGAGCCAGUUGAUCCUGAGGAGCUUCCGGAUUAUCAUGAGGUGAUAGAGCAUCCAAUGGACUUUGCCACGGUGAGGAAGAAGCUGGGAAAUGGAUCAUAUUCUACCUUGGAUCAAUUUGAGAGUGAUGUAUUUCUAAUAUGCUCAAAUGCAAUGCAAUACAAUGCACCAGACACUGUAUAUCAUAGACAGGCACGUACCAUUCAAGAGCUGGCGAGGAAAAAAUUCCAUAGGUUAAGGGUUGGUAUUGAACGCUUUGAGAAAGAGCUCAAGCCAGAGAAAGAGCUCAAGUUGGAGAAGGAGCUCAAAUUAGAGAAAGAAGUUAGGUCUGAACAACGGCCAAAAUCUAACUUUUUGGCAAAGAAGCAAACAAAGAAACCGUUCAGCCGGACCUUGCAGGAACCUGUUGGAUCUGACUUCUCCUCAGGUGCCACUCUUGCCACCACCGGAGAUAUCCAGAAUGGUAAUAUUGCAUUCCAAACUGGUGGUUGUGAGAGGCCUAGCAAUACUGAUGGGCUUGUAGAGGGUAAUUCUUCCCUGGUUGAUAAUAAUUCAGAGAGGGUGGAAGAACUAUCAUCAGGGAAGGGUCUCCUAUCUAAAUUGGGGAGGAAGACAUCUGUGGUUGAUGAGAACCGUCGUGCAACUUAUAACUUAUCCAAUCAGCCCUUGGUCAGAUCAGAUUCAAUAUUUACAACCUUUGAGGGUGAAAUCAAGCAGCUAGUUGCCGUUGGCCUCCAUGCAGAAUAUUCCUAUGCCAGGAGCUUGGCCCGUUUUGCUGCUGCUCUUGGUCCUGUUGCUUGGAAAGUUGCCUCUCAGAGGAUUGAGCAAGCACUACCUCCGGGAUAUAAGUUUGGUCGUGGAUGGGUUGGAGAAUAUGAGCCACUUCCAACCCCAGUAUUAAUGAUUGAGAACCGUGCACAGAAAGAAUCUUCCCCGUUUACAAAAUGCCAAUCUACAGCUGAUCUGCAAAAAGAUGAUAUGGCUUUUAAGACCCCUGUUCCUACUAAGGUGCACCCUGUUAGUCGGCCUAUUUCAGAAGGGAAUUCAUCUUUGUUUCGUCCUCCAAAUGGGUCAACCUCAGAAGGAAAGCCCCCAUUCUUUGCUUCUCCCAAAGCAAAACUGAGUACCCCUGCUAGUGUUGUUCAUCAGCAACAAAAUCCAUUUUCUAGGACUUUAGCUGAGCCUGAGAAUAAGGUCUCAAAGCAAGUUGAAUUGAAUUUGCCACCUUCAGCAAGCCAGAAUAAUAGUGAUCUUGUUGCUGCAAAACAGUUUUCAAAUAAAUUAGAAACGGUAGCCUCUAGGCCAAAUGAGAUGGUGGCAAGGAACAUGAAUCUGAUGCAGCCUUUACCUCCAAAGCAGCUAACUAGUAAUGGAGUUGGUAGUGGAGGAUUGCCUAAUGGAAAAGUGACAAGCAAUUCUGGGAAUACUAGAGUGCUUAGUCCAUCUUCUGAUAAUGUUCAGAUGGCCAGGGCAGCUUCAUACUUUCCCCAUGGACAGGAGCAAAGCGUCAAUGAUCCGGUUCAGUUGAUGAAAAUCUUAAAUGAGAAGGCUCAAAAGCAGCAGAAUUCUUCAAAUCAGCCCCCAUCUAAUAUUCCACCAGUAAUGCCUUCAGUUCCAUCUGUAAGAAGAGAUGAUUCAAACAAUGCUGCAGCUGCAGCUGCCCGUGCAUGGAUGUCCAUAGGAGCUGGAGGGUUUAGACCCCCAACUGAAAAUUCUAGUUCACCCAGAAAUCAGAUUUCAGCGGAGUCAUUAUACAACCCAACUCGUGAAUUCCAUACUCAAAUUUCUAGAGUUCGAGGGGAAUUUCCUCAUUCUGUCACUAUGCAGUUUCAGUCAGAGAAGAACAGUUUUCCACCCCAGGCAUUUGUACCACAAACUGUUCGUGCAGUAAAUGAAGCUCAGUUCCAAAAUAGACCCAUGGUUUUCCCUCAAUUAGUAACUCAUGAUCUAUCUAGGUUCCAGGUUCAGACCCCUUGGCGAGGCCUCAGUCCACAUUCCCAACCAAGACAGAAACAGGAAGCACUUCCUCCUGACUUGAAUAUUGGUUUCCACUCUCCAGGAUCUCCAGCAAAACAGUCUUCCGGUGUUCUCGUUGACUCACAGCAGCCAGACCUGGCUUUGCAGCUCUGAGUAUGCGUUGGCUUUUCAUCAAUCGGAGAAUCAGGGGAAGACUCAGAAGGUAAUCUUAGCAGCAACGUAAACUUGCAAGAACAAAAUUUCUUAUGAUAUGGCAUAGAAAUGGAUAUGCCUAUCUCAGAACUCAGACUUAAAAAGUUUUAGUUGCAGAAGUGGAUGAAAUAAGUUGGGGAUGUCGGAUUGCUUCCUCGACUUGAGCCAUAUUUAGAAGUUGCAGAAUAUGGAAUCAUUCUAGGUGGAACUUAAGAGAGGGAUAAUUUUGAAUAGAGCUUCUUUUUUUCUCUCAUCUUUUCCUAACAAGAAUUAUUACUGACUUGGAAAAAUGGAAUGGCGCUACUUUUAUCUGAAUAUUCACAGGGAGCUAAGCGAAAUGGGUUGGAAGAGUUGAGCCAGAGCAGAUAUUGCUGCAAUGGUUGUUGCCCAAUUGAUUAGAAGUUGUUGAUCUUGAUUAGAUGAAAUUAAAUGUAAAACCUAGUUGAUGCCUUGUAAAUAAGAUUACAGGUGUACUAGAGUUAUUAUUUGGUUAGAUUGUAGUUUGUAUUU
Messenger RNA from Pistacia vera, 3418 nucleotides. RefSeq lists its product as uncharacterized. Gene Ontology annotation, molecular function: protein binding. The record is from RefSeq and is a predicted model, not a curated record. The transcript is spliced from 9 exons. Lineage: Eukaryota; Viridiplantae; Streptophyta; Magnoliopsida; Sapindales; Anacardiaceae. The coding region runs from base 176 to 2869 and encodes 897 amino acids.